Messenger RNA from Leptinotarsa decemlineata (Colorado potato beetle), 663 nucleotides. RefSeq names its product gem-associated protein 8-like. Lineage: Eukaryota; Metazoa; Arthropoda; Insecta; Coleoptera; Chrysomelidae. The record is from RefSeq and is a predicted model, not a curated record.
AUGUCUGAGAGAUCUCAAACCAUAAGAUUUCAAAGGACCACUGCAAAUAAAUCCUUUAGUAAAAAGUCUAGGACCACCAAACUAUCCAAUAGGCAAAUUAAAAGGAAACGUAGGAAAAACAAAUACCACAAAACACUGAAAAGACGUAGAUUCAAUCAAGGAACAAAAGACAUAUGUUCUUCACUGGAACUCUUUGAUAUGAAGGAAAUGGAUUCAGCACCGUCUAGUAGUCAUCAAACAUUACCAUCAGAAGUGAUCGAAUGGCAGCGACAGGAUCAACUUUCUUACUGGAAGUCUCGUGCGAUAAGCUUGGAGUAUGAGAACCAAAUGUUGCGACAGCAUCUCAGGAAUGUUUAUGCUAAAACAGUUGAAGUUCAAUUUCAGGGCUAUCCUUUGAAUGAAACAGUUUCUGAAACCAAUGAAAUUACUUCCACAGCUGAUAAAAGAAAAAGUGAAAAAUGUGAAGAAGAAGAAGUAGUGGUACUUCCUAAUAUUCCUAAUGUUAAACAAAGAACAGAGGAAAUGAGUGAAUUGUAUGGGGAAAAAGCACAAAUAUUAAUUGGAAUGGAAACAGCAAUGCAAUUAAAUUAUGAAAAACAUUCAGAAAAUUCAAAUCCUGUGCUUUGGCCUAACUAUCCUUUGAAAUUUGUUUUUAAUGACUGA